Umbelopsis ramanniana AG is the source of this 1098-nucleotide messenger RNA. RefSeq lists its product as uncharacterized. Gene Ontology annotation, cellular component: cytoplasm. The coding region runs from base 34 to 1077 and encodes 347 amino acids. The record is from RefSeq and is a predicted model, not a curated record. Lineage: Eukaryota; Fungi; Mucoromycota; Umbelopsidomycetes; Umbelopsidales; Umbelopsidaceae. Gene Ontology annotation, biological process: NADPH regeneration. Gene Ontology annotation, molecular function: oxidoreductase activity; nucleotide binding. The transcript is spliced from 6 exons.
UCGACCUUUCACUCUUACUUUGAAAAAAACAUCAUGUCUGCCGCUCCUGUAAAGAUCGCCAUCAUCGGUACCGGUAUUUUUGCAUAUCGCCACUUGAAGGCAUUCCGUGCUAUCGGAAACAAGUAUGAAAUCGUUGCUUGCUGCAACCGUUCUCGCGAGAAGGCCGAGAAGUUCGCAAAGGAGGUUGGCAUUCCGGAUAGUGCAGUAUACACUGAUCCAAAGGAUAUCCUCGAAAACCCUGAUAUCGAAGCCGUCGACGUUCUUUUGCCAGUCCAGUACAACUUGGAGUUUGUAAAGGCCGCUAUUGCAGCAGGCAAGCACAUCAUCUUUGAAAAGCCCAUUGCACACAACAUCCAAGACGCUCGUGAGAUAGUCAAGCUCUCCAAGGGCUCUAAAUCCAUCGUCAUGGUGGCUGAAAACUUUGCCUUCAUGAAUACCAUGAACUAUGUUGCUCAAUUUGUUAAGGACGGUGGCAUUGGCGACGUUCUCAACUUCAACUUCAGCGCAAUCCGAGCCUAUAACCCUGACUCCCCAUACUACCAAACCACUUGGAGACAGACACCUGAGCACCCUGGAGGUUACCUCAGCGAUGGCGGUGUCCACAACAUGGCUCACAUUGUAGCAGUGCUGGGAGAGAUCCAUUCAGUGAGCUCCUUUGCUUCCAAGACAUAUCCCAUCCAUGGCGCUGAAGACACACUUGCCACAGCUGUUAAGCUGAAGAGUGGAGCUGUCGGUGUUAUCAACUUUACUUUUUGUGCUACCAAGGUUGGUCGUGUUUCUUUUGAGAUCAUUGGAUCCAAGGGAAGUUUGCGAAUCAUCGAUGAACGAUCAGUUGAGUACAUUAACGAAAACGGUGAGAUCACAAGCCCAGAAGACUUUGCUGCCAAGGUCAAGGCGUCUCCCUUCGAUAGCGAAUUCGAGGAUGUUGAAGGUGAACUUGAUAACUUCUACAACGUCAUUCGUAAUGGCAAGACUCUCGGCGUUACUCCCAGCCAGGCCUAUCAGCAUUUCGCGUUCUUUGCCUGUGCCAUUGAAUCUGCUCAGACCGGCAAAACCGUUGACAUUCCAUCCUUUUAAAAUAGCUGUGCACCCACGAUA